Messenger RNA from Colletotrichum gloeosporioides, 705 nucleotides. Its product is annotated as Acyl-CoA dehydrogenase family member 11. The transcript is spliced from 2 exons. NCBI's taxonomy places the organism in Eukaryota, Fungi, Ascomycota, Sordariomycetes, Glomerellales, Glomerellaceae. Bases 1 to 705 code for a protein of 234 amino acids. Gene Ontology annotation, molecular function: oxidoreductase activity, acting on the CH-CH group of donors. The record is from RefSeq and is a predicted model, not a curated record.
AUGAAGCCUUCCAGCUCUAAUACGGGCUUCUUCCAAGAACUCCCGGUCCUACCGAACCAAUUUUUUGACGAUGCCAGCUUUCAGAGAGCAUUGAGACUAUUCGUCCCAAAAGAUGUCGUCAGCCGUGUUGAGGUCGAAAUCGCCCAACUCGGCGAGGACGUCCUGUCCGACCAGGUUUUCGAAUGGGUGACAGAAUCUGAACACAACAAGCCGUAUCUGAAGGGCAACGGCCGUGAUUCUUUCGGGCGGCCAAAAACCGACCUCGUCGUCGGCGAAGGAUGGCGCGGUUUGCAGAACUUCGGCAUCGCAAAGGGCAUCGUCGCCACCGGAUACGACACUUCUCUCGGGUCGUCUGCCCGCGUGAUCCAGUUUCUGAGAAUACACCUCUGGAGCCCCUCAGCGUCGAACGUGACCUGCCCGUCGGCCAUGCAAGAUGGCGCGGCGAGACUUCUGCAGCUGCACCUGGCUAACGGCGACCUGGAUCCGACUCAGCGCAAAGUUCUCGACAACGCCCUGCAGCACCUCCUGUCCAGAGACCCUGCAAAGGCGUGGACUAGUGGACAGUGGAUGACUGAACGAAUUGGCGGGAGCGAUGUGUCGCUUACGGAGACGGUCGCGACGUACGACCCGUCAGCGCAAGCAGGCCUGGCGAACGCCGAGGAGAACGUUCCCCUCGGCCCGUGGUCCAUUUCCGGCUUCAAGUGA